AUGACGAUAAGUGAUUCAUUCAAGAGAACAUUCAAUAAAGCAUCUGAACGAAAAAUGAGUUGCGAAGUUAUUCUAAGGAUUUUCAAAUUCAUUCCAGUUCUUUUUAUUAGUUGCGUAAUUAUAUGGAGCUGGUAUGCCUAUGUCAUAGAGCUGUGCAUAAAAGUUGUCGACACUAAAGUUGAAGCAUUUUUCCUUCUCCUCUUCUAUCACGUCUGCUUUGUAUUUCUCGUUUGGUCAUACUAUAAAACCAUUUUCACAAAAGUUGCAGUUGUUCCUGCACCAUUUAAAGUAUCACGACAAGAGCUAGAUCAAUUAUUUAAAAUUAAAAAUCCUGAUGAACAAACAAGGCUGUUAAAGCAUUUAGCUGCCGACUUGCCGAUUCUUAACUGCACUAUAAACAACUGCGUAAGAUUUUGCGAAAAAUGUCAACAUAUUAAGCCCGAUCGUGCUCACCAUUGCUCAGUGUGCAAUGUUUGUAACUUAAAAAUGGAUCAUCACUGUCCCUGGGUGAACAAUUGCAUAAACUUUUCAAAUUACAAAUUUUUUAUCCUUUUCUUGGGAUAUGGAUUAUUGUAUUGCAUUUAUGUCGCCCUUUCUAUGGUGAAAUAUUUUGUGCUAUUUUGGAAGGGCGAACUCGGCACCAGUGCAGGCAAAUUUCACCUCCUCUUUCUAUUUGUGGUCGCACUGAUGUUUGCAUUUAGUUUAUUAAGCCUUUUCGGUUACCACUUAUAUUUGGUUGCAAAUAAUCGAACAACAUUGGAAGCCUUCAGAGCACCAAUUUUUUCAAUAGGUGGUCCAGAUAAAAAUGGCUUCAGUCUUGGAUAUAAGAAAAACUUUGAGCAAGUUUUUGGAGACAAUAAAUAUUACUGGCUUUUGCCAGUGUUCACAAGCCUUGGGGAUGGAAUUAAAUAUCCAGUACGAAAGGGACACCUUCUUGAUGAACUAUGUAAUCACAAAAAAGUUUUAAAAGGAAACAGAAAAAAACGAGACAAAGGGAUGACUGAAACAGAGCCUAAAAUCUUACAUACUAAUGGAAAUGGAAGCAGCGAAAAAGAAGAUAUUGAGCAAAUACCUCGUCCCGCUGAUAUUGAACAGGACAUGAGAGAAAUGGAAAGACGUAAACGUGUCGAAGCAAUUAUGUGUUCAAGAAUGUUUCGUGAAGAACUUGAACGUAUAGUUGAUGGUCAAUUAAGAGAGGGACCAUCACAAGUCUUACAACAAAUCUCUGAUAUGAUGGGCGUUCCAACGACAAAAGUCAGAAGCUACUUUCGCGAUGGCAAUUGUGUAAUUCCGAUCAAUGACAUUCGUGGAAUUGAUUCGAUGGGUUAUGAAAAAGGCGAGAAAAUUCUUCGAUGUAAAUUGGCCGCUACAUUUCGCCUUCUCAAUUCAUUUGGAUUUUCUUCCAACAGCAUUAAUAACAUUGUUACUGCCCGUUUAAAUGCUGACCAAGAAUUGUUUUUGGUCAAUCCUUACGGAUUAUUAUUUCACGAAAUCACUGCAUCGUCCCUCAAUAAGGUUGAUAUGCAAGGUGCGAUAACUGAUCAAGGAACAACAAACUUUGGUAUCAACAUUUCGCAAUUCAUCAUACAUUCGGUCAUUCAUGCUGCUCGGCCCGAUAUUCGUUGCAUUAUUGGGGUUAGCCAUAGCGCUGUUGUAGCAGUCUCCUCAUUAAAAACAGGUUUAAUCCCUCUCACUAAAGAUGCUGCCGUUUUAGGAGAAAUAGCAACUCAUAAUUUUUCAGGCGCAUUAAACGAACCUGAAGAACGUGAAAAGUUAACUCGAAGUUUGGGUCCGAAUGCAAAAGUACUCUUGUUGACAAAUCAUGGUGCUUUAUGUUGUGGAGAGACUAUCGAAGAAGCUUUUUAUAAUGCUCAACAUACUGUGAAAGCAGCUGAAACUUUAUUGGCAUUGCUGCCAGUUGGCUUGGACAAUUUGAUUCCCAUUCCCGAAGAAACUCAUAAGGCAAUUUAUGAUGCUUCUAGAAAGCCUCCAGAGGGAACUGUAAUUCCAUCGGCAUUGCCAGUUGAUAACAAGGAGAACAUUACCAAUCGCUCUCCUAAAUGGCGCGUCGGUGGUGCAGAAUUUGAAGCUUUGAUGCGAAUGCUUGAUAAUGCUGGCUUCCGUACUGGCUACAUUUAUCGUAAUCCUUUAGUUAAGCAUGAAGUUCCCAAGCCCAGGAGUGAUGUCGAAGUUCCACCAGCUGUUUCUUCCUUGGGAUAUUUAUUAGAAGAAGAAGAAAUGUACAAGCAAGGGCUCUGGAAAAAAGGAGACUUCCGCAAAGGUGGUGAUCGUCAACGUUGGUUGAACUCUCCCAACGUCUACCAAAAAGUUGAAGUUCUUGAAACAGGAACCACUGACCCUAAAAAAAUCACAAAGUGGAUAAAUCCCUUGAACGAAGACAAAGAGUGGGUUGUUGACGGUUCACCUACUCAUUCUACUCCAGUGAAAAUAGACGGAGCGCUGCAAUUUGUACCACUGAACACAACUUCCAAAGAGUUCAAGAAGCUUCAGCAGCAGAUUAAAGAUUAUCGUCGUGCUGAAAAGAUUUCCGCAGGUCCACAGUCACAUAUUUUGGAAGGUGUUACAUGGGAUGAAGCAAAUCGUUUGAAAGAUGCAAACGUUUCGAAAACUGGUGAUCAUGUUGUUUUGAUGGGUGCAGCAUCAAAAGGAAUUAUUCAACGAGGUUAUCAACAUAAUGCAAGUGUCUACAAAACACCAUACGCGAAAAAUCCGUUUGACUCAGUAACCGAUGACGAACUUAAAGAAUAUAAGAGAUCAGUAGAAAAUAAGCGUGGUGGCGACUACACGGAUACAGAUUUUUCGGAGUCCGAACUUUUAAGCUCCAUGCAGAUUUCAAGUAAAAUCAAAAGUCAAUCAAUGUCCCCACCGAACAACUCUGAGGGUAUGGUUAUGAGAAUAGAAACAACUCGUAUUGUUCCUAGCCAACCUGAAGUUGUAUUAAGUGAUGAAUCAAAUGAAACUGACAUAUUGAAGCAAUUCAUGAUGAAUGAACAAAAUGCUUCUUACAGAGGCGAAAAUGUUCAAAAUGGAGAUCAUUCUGAAACGCAAAACUUGAGCACGUUUUCACAAAGCAGCAAAGACCAGGAUGCUUCAACCGAUGGAUCACCCAAAAAAGACAAGAAAAAGAAGAAAGGUUUAAGAACACCUUCGUUCUUGAAAAAGAAGAAAGAUAAGAAGAAGGUCGAAAACUAAAUUUCCAUCAGAAGAAAAGCAGCACGAUAAUGAAGUUUUUUUUGUUCGUAAAUUUGCAUGAUAUUUACAAGAACAUAAUUGAUCAAAAUGCAUUUUCCCAUAUUUUGAGUUUAACAUAUUGCUGUGCUAAUAAUGCCUAUUUGUGACCACUUUUAUUGGUCAACCCUUGGGUCAAAUCAAUAAGUUUGUCUGUUUGUUCGAACCAAUAUGAAAUCUUUGAAAUUAGGGGACCCUACAACAAUGUUUCUUUGAUGUCGCCAUCAUAUAAUAUCAAUACAAAAAGAAAAAGUUAAAUUUUAAUCACAUGCAAUUGAGAGUGUCACGUAAAUAACUCAUAAUUCGAAAUAAGAAGAUUCAGUAGAAAGACACAAGUUAAUUAUGCCAACAGCGACGAAACAAACUCACUUCUUUUAUUUAUUCUUGUUUUCCCUUUUUUUUCUUUCUUGCUGAAAUCCUUAAAAAGAAUACUUUUUUGAUUAAAUUGGUUUUUUGUAUCAUCUAAAGCAGGGAUUCAAAAUAUCUUUUUACAAAAUUCACAUUUUGCUACCGAUUGAGAAGUUUAUCGAUUUAUAGCGUUUUUAUCUUAAUUUAUAAUUGCUGUUUUCGAACCACAAAUAGCUAUAGGAUAUCCCUGUUUAGAAUUCUAAGUUUUGAUCCUUAUUUAGAAUUAUUAUUUUAUUAUUCAUAACGACGCAUGAAAUAAAAGAAAAAAUCUAAUUUGUUUAGUAUAUAAGGAAUAUUUAGUAUAAGAGAAUUUUCAAAACCUUCGCUACGAAAGGCCAGACACACUUUCAUGAGCAUGAAAUCGUUUGAUCUAAUAAAAAAUCCAAAAUGUUUGUAAUUUCUGAAAGAAAUCGAAAAGCGAUUACUUUUUUCUGGAAACUUUUUGUUUGUUAUUCUUCGUUCAGACAGCAAAGCUGUCAACUUUUAAGACGAGUCAAUAGAAUUUCAGUCGAAAGCUAUGAAUAAUUUUUUUCUUUUCGAUUUCUUUCAAAAAUUAUUCUCAUUAGACACAUUUUGCAAUCUCCAGAAUACAAAUCAAGCUAUAUAUAAAAAGUCAUUUACUUAAAAUUAAAAUGUCACACUCAAUUGAAAGCCUUUUGUAUUUUUCAUCUUUUUAUUUGGAAAGAUUCAGCAAAUUUGAAAUCUAUACAAAUAUUAUCUUUGCUUUAAAUGUUCUUGCCUUUUAUAGAACUUCGACUAAAUUGAGAUCGCAUUUGCUUCUCAUGAUAUUCAAUUUUUAUGUUUAUUUUUUGCUUUAGCUGCAAUAUGAUAAUUUAGAGAGAUAAUUUAUCUUAUGUAAGUACAUGUACACAAAUACAUGUUUAUGAUAAAUUAACUUGAUAAAUUAAGCUUAAUAUAUGACAUUUUUAAUAGAAAUAAAGAUUCUCUUAAAAAA
This is a messenger RNA of Clunio marinus, 4612 nucleotides long. NCBI's taxonomy places the organism in Eukaryota, Metazoa, Arthropoda, Insecta, Diptera, Chironomidae. The record is from the annotation of a GenBank genome assembly.